AUGAACCAUGAACUAGAGAUCCCUAGACCACCUACCUUCCUAGUGCAAACAAUGGACGCAGAGGAAUUAGCAGUCUUUACUGAUCUAUUCCACGCCAUGGAAUAUCCGUUGUAUACACGCUUGGCUCCUGGUCAAAAAUUUGGGAAAGAUAUGCCACGAGAGGUGAUGCUACGCUUCAUCAAAGCAGGAGAGGAAGCAGCACCGAACCAAAAACAAGAGGUACAGGAGUUUACGCGAACAAUGUCCAGAAUUACGCUGGACGUGGACAAAAGAAUAAUCACUGUCACCUUCAAAGGGAAACAGGCGGCAUCAAAAUGGAUUGGAUGGAACAUGCCGUUCGGAUCCAAAUUACUGCCUCUAACCGAUUACAAAGGUCAGCGUGAGCGAGCCAAGAAGACACAUGAAGCAAUCGCAAUGGACUUCUACGAGUUCACGAUGGCGGUCCGACGUGGGGCGGUUUCCUCUAGAGACAUGCACUGGAUCCUAACCCAAGGGCUUGGGCUGGAUGUACAGGAGCUGAAGCAUCCGGACGACAGCACAGGAGGCACCAACGACAAGGAAUGGGUGGUCACGGUCAAGAGGCCAAGUUGUCCGGAGAACAUCCGCAACAUAUCCUUAGUAUCAAUCGGAGCAGUAGAGUUGACUGUGCAUCAUCACUGGAUUAACGUCAACUGGCCGUGUCGCACGUGUUUUUCACCGGACCACCCAACAAAAUACUGCAAGGGAGGGGUGAUAUGUGACACUUCUUGCAUUCGGCUCAAUGGAAAGGUGCCUACACGACAACCUAUGGGAACUGUAGCACUAGGCGAAGGGGAUAUGCCCACCACCAUCGCCCAGCUUCUGGCCCUAUUACAGAAAAACAAAAUCGAAGUUAAAACCGACGACGCGCCAGUGUUUAGCCCCAAACACACCGGCAGAGUCAAAUUGCAGACCAAGAGACGGAUAGCAACAACGGACAAACCGUCUUUGCCUGGUGAAUGGGAGGAGCACAGGCAACCCCCGAACCAGGCUUCGAUGCAGUCGAAGCAGCAUAAUACCAACGAAGGGCGUGACGACGGAGACGAGAAGCAGAACGAGGAUGUCAACGCAUCAUACACCAGCAAAGAAGAUGACGAUACAACAACACCGGCACGAGAUGGAAGGAAGAUGGAAGCAGGAAUCAAGUAUCCAGAACAAGCCAGCGUACAAACCCAUGAGCAAACAGAGGACAUACUCAUGAAAGAAGACAUGUUUGAAUUCCAAGCGGCAGAGCAGGCGGAAUCAAGCAACACGGACGAGGAAGGCAGUGCCCCGUUAGGACACGAACAACAGGCCGAACGUGGCCGAUCUCCAACAAAACGAAUUAUAACACGAGGAAAGCCUGGACGGAAUGUUGAGCCACAAAAAGCCGCAUCAACGUCGCCCAAGAGAAGAGCGCCGGAAGCCUGGGAAAAUGACCCCAUGCCGCUAAAAGGGGGAAGGAAGACGGCUUCAACACGAGCAGAUAAGCAACCAAGGAAAGCUCGCUCAUCGUCGCCGACCAAACACAAACGAAGAUCCCAUCGGAGGGCAGACUUAGCGGCCACGCAGCGAUAUAUGCACCAGUUUCUCUCAACAACGAGCGGACAACAAAUCGACAAAUUUGGUAAGCCAGACCUCGGCGAAAGUGGGGGGCACACUCAGAACUCCGAAACAACAGUUCAGGAGCAACAUGACAGUAUUAUGGAAGACACGUCUUGUGGUGGCGGGGAGUGCGAAUUCGUUCGAGUCAAACCGCCAGUAGACUUCGGCGAAUCUCUGGACACAUGGUUGGGGAUAUUAGGAGGAACACUAAUUGAUGUGGCUGCCAACGGACAUUGUGGCUGGCUGGCUUGCUACGCUUCACUCUAUAAUGUCCAGGCGGGACUUCUCCAACCAUCGCCAGAGGUAAUUGCAGCAGCCAACCUGCUUAAGAAAGACAUACUCAAUGGAAUGCUGGCAACUCUGAAAGAUGAAAUGACGCUACACCCAGAAGAGCUCAACGUAGAACUGGAGGCUAGCGGUAUCCGAUCUUUAGGAAAUGCUGAACAGAGCAGGCGUUAUUGCGCAUUGCGAAUCAUUACGCAGCGCAACGGAACAAAUCGGUGA
Molecule: messenger RNA, 2106 nt
Organism: Phytophthora infestans T30-4
Lineage: Eukaryota; Oomycota; Peronosporomycetes; Peronosporales; Peronosporaceae
Exons: 2
Coding region: 1-2106 (701 amino acids)
Source: RefSeq, a predicted model, not a curated record